UCUGCUACCCAAGCAACCACGAGUAAACAUUUACUGGUUAACUGACAUGGAUAUGUGUUAAAUGUAAUAACUAUAAAGUAAUAGUGAAUCUAAAAGCGUUUGUAUUAUGAAUUCUGAGUGCUUUGAGAGUUCUUCUAUGUUGUUAUCCGAUUUAGGACUUGAAAAUUGGCUCGUAGAACAAUGUUACUCAAUGGGAAUUUCGGAUCCAACUCCAGUUCAACGUUAUUGCAUACCCAAGAUACUGAAAGGGGAAAACUGUAUUGGUAUUUCACAAACUGGCUCUGGUAAAACCUUAGCAUUUGCCUUGCCGAUACUUCAAAAGUUAUCUGAAGAUCCAUAUGGAAUAUUUGCAUUAGUUCUGACUCCUACAAGAGAGCUAGCAAUCCAGAUAGCAGAACAAUUCAAAGUUAUCGGCAAACCUAUCCAUCUAGAGGUUUCUGUUAUUAUUGGUGGAAUGAAUAUGGUGGCUCAGGGAAGCGAAAUAAACUCUCAACCUCACAUUAUGGUUGCUACCCCUGGCAGAUUGGCUGAUCAUUUAAAAAGUAGCAAUGAUUUUUCUUUUAAAAGAACAAGAUUUUUGGUGUUGGACGAAGCAGACCGAUUGUUAGAAGGUCAAUUCACAGAACAAUUAGAGGUAAUCUUUGAAGCCCUUCCAUCCCAAAGACAGACAUUGUGUUUCAGUGCUACCAUGUCAAAGAACCUUGAUGAGCUAAAAAAUAUUAGCUGUAUCAAACCUUUUGUAUGGGCUACUGAAUCUGAUGUAUCCACAGUGGAAAAGCUUGAGCAGCAUUAUGUCCUGGUUCCGCACAUGUUGGUGAAAAAUGCUAGUCUUAUAGAAGUUUUGAAUAAUUUUCAAGGAAAAAAUCCUGAUAGUUCUGCUAUUAUUUUUACAAAGAAUUGCAAAUGCUGCCAACUGGUAUCUGUUGCAUUGCAUAAUCUUGGAUUUGAAAAUGUGGCUUUGAAUUCCCAUUUGAAGCAACGUGAGAGAUUGGCAUCCAUAUCAAAAUUUAAGUCCAAUAAAUCCAAGCUUCUGGUUGCUACAGAUGUAGCAAGUCGAGGAUUGGAUAUUCCCAUGGUUGACUUAGUAAUAAAUUAUAGUGUACCUCCUGUUCCAAAGAAUUAUAUUCACAGAGUAGGAAGAACUGCAAGAGCUGGAAAGGGGGGCCUUGCCAUUACAUUCAUUACCCCUCGAGAAAUAGCUCCAUUAAAAAGAAUUGAAGAUGAAAUCAAUACUAAAUUAACAGAGUAUAAAGUUUCAGAUAAAAAGGUGCUAAACAUAUUGCUGCAAGUAGAAGUUGCUUGGAGAGAAGCAGCCAUUUCUGUUGAAGAUGAAGAUGCAGAAGAAAAAAAAGAGAUAAAUAAAAGAAAAGAAGAAGCAAUGCAAGGAACUGAACUGCAAGAAAAUAAAUAUAAAAGAAGUAAACACAAACAAAAGUCAAAUAAAAAAAUUAAAAACUAGCCCUAAAUAUGUCUUUUAAUUAUUUAUUGAGGCUGCAAUGAAAUCAGUGUAUUUUUAUAAAAUAUCGUUAUCCCCUCAAAAGCAUAGCUUUAUGAAUUUCCACAACAAUACAAAGUAAAGCUCUGAAAUAUAAUGCAUUUUUCUAAAA
Molecule: messenger RNA, 1607 nt
Organism: Uloborus diversus
Lineage: Eukaryota; Metazoa; Arthropoda; Arachnida; Araneae; Uloboridae
Gene: Dbp45A
Product: probable ATP-dependent RNA helicase DDX49
Molecular function (GO): RNA helicase activity; ATP binding; nucleic acid binding
Source: RefSeq, a predicted model, not a curated record